UUUACGUUAGGCUGCCGCUCCGGUUUCCUGGCGGAGAAGAUGGCGGCUCCUGGACCAGGGGAGUAUUUUAGCGUCGGGAGCCAUGUCUCUUGUCUCACCUGCUUGGGCCAGCGUCUGCAAGGAGAGGUGGUGGCUUUCGAUUAUCAGUCCAAGAUGUUGACUCUGAAAUGUGCUCCCUCCAGUGGAAAGCCUAACCUCAACGACGUCAUCCUGAUCAAUUUAGCCUAUGUUUCUGAAGUGGACAUAAUACGUGACCGCACUGAAACUCCUCCUCCUCUAGCAUCACUGAAUGUUAGCAAGCUUGCCAAUCGAGCACGGUCAGAGAAGGAGGACAAGUUGUCCCAAGCUUAUGCAAUCAGUGCUGGGGUUUCUUUGGAGGGCCAGCAGCUAUUCCAGACUAUUCACAAAACUAUCAAAGACUGUAAAUGGCAGGAGAAGAAUAUAAUUGUGAUGGACGAUGUCGUAAUCACACCGCCUUACCAGGCUGAUAACUGCAAAGGCAAAGAAGGAAGCGCUUUAAGUCAUGUACGCAAAAUAGUUGAGAAACAUUUUAGAGAUGUGGAAAGUCAGAAGUCCAUGCCACGUUCACAAGCACAGCAAACACAGAAGGACUCCACUUUAUCUUCUUGAGUCGGCGCAGGGGAGUAUGGGUCGGGCCAGCCAGGAAAGGCAGCACUGCAGCGGCCAGGCGGGCGGCCCAGUGGGCAGUUUAUCCUCACUGCCGGACGAGGUUGCCAUUCCUAGCCCAUGGUGUCAGAGACCAGGAAGAACUGGCGCUGAGGAGCCCUGGGUCCAGAAGAUCAAAAAACCAUUUAUGAAAAUGAUGACAAAAAAAGAGAGGAAAAGAGUUAAUCUUAAAUUAGACUUUAUAAAAAUAAUUUAAAACAUGAACCAUAAAGCAACCAUAGUUUUCCUAAACUAACUUCAUUGUCUCAUUCAUUCUUCCCUCCCCUUCACCUAUUCAUCCUUUCAUUCAUCAUCCCUCCUUCCUUUCUUCCCAGUGGCUUUUCUUCUCUACUUCCCUUCCUUUGCCUUCAAUUUCAUUUCAAAAAGAGAAAAAUAGAGCAGUCAGAAAAGCUUAUAAGCUUUAUUUUCUGUCAUUGUUUUCUUUUUUUGCUGUAUCCAUGUUCUACAAGUGUCUGUUUUUCUGUAUUUUAAACAAAAUGUGACUUGAAAUGCCACACUUUAAAGACAUUUUCUAAAAUAAAAGUAGUAAAAAUUCUGACUGUAAUACUGUAAUUUUGAUAGCUUUUUCAGAACAAGGAAAAUAUCUACAUUUUGAAAUAUCCAAAAGGCAAAUAAUAGAUUUCUUGUUGGUAGGGAUUUUGUUUUUACAAACCUGUGGGUUAUGGAAGAUUGUAGAAUGUCACAUUCUUGGUAUAAGACAGGUCACAGUAGGCCUAGACUUGUGAAACCUGAUCAACCACUGGAACCUGUUUGACUCACAUUUGCUUUAACAUGAAGGGAAAUAAUGUGUACAAUCACAAGAUUUUUUUUCCACAAGUUGCAGUAGGCUAAUGUUUAAUCUUGACUUUUCUCCAUGCUCAUGGUCAUACCUGGCAUCCCAGUGGGACACUUAACCACUUUCCUGCUAUCCAGUUAACUAAUUCGUUAGUGGUAUUUGUGCCAUAUUAGGAUAAACGGCCUAUCACAUAUGAGCUAUGUUCAAGUGGCCAAUCCCAUAAUUUGCCUAAAACACAAUUCGAAUAUCUGGUGGUCUUCGGUGUACUGUAGUGUUAUUGAAUACUUGUUUUUCAAGGGUGGUCCUGUCCAUGUGUAAUUGUAUUUCUAUACUACA
Molecule: messenger RNA, 1798 nt
Organism: Esox lucius (northern pike)
Lineage: Eukaryota; Metazoa; Chordata; Actinopteri; Esociformes; Esocidae
Gene: lsm12b
Product: LSM12 homolog b
Exons: 5
Coding region: 40-630 (196 amino acids)
Molecular function (GO): RNA binding
Source: RefSeq, a predicted model, not a curated record